AUGGCUUACAACAACAGCACACUUCUUAAGAUACUGAGCCACAGUGUGUGGUUAGUUGUGGCUGCCUCCGUGGUCGGUGCAUUGGGAACUGGAGAAACUGUACCGCAACCCGUGGAUAACAAAAAGAACGAGAAGCGGGGACUCUACGGCUUGGGGUAUGGAGGAGGAGGUGCCUUAGGAGGAGGCGGCUUCGCUGGUUACGGAGGCCUCAGUAGCUAUGCCAGUGGAUACGGAGGAGGUGCCGGCAUCGGUGCAUAUGGAGGUGGAGGAUACGGAGGAGCUGGUCUCGGCAUUGGCGGUGCUGCAGCUGGUGGAGCAGGAGGUGGGGCUGGUGGCGCCGGAGGUGCAUCUGGAGUCAGCGUCGGGACUGCACUGGUGGUCCGGCAAACGGUGCCGUAUCCCGUUCCCUACGCAGUCACACGUGACGUCCACGUGCCCGUAUUUGUGCCGCGGCCUGUGCCCGUCCUAGUGGCCAGAGGAGGGGCUGUUGGUGCAGCUGGUCUAGGAGGAGGCGCUGGGUUCGGUCUAGGAGGAGGCGCUGGGUUCGGUCUAGGAGGCGGCAUCGGAGGUUACGGGGGCGGCAUCGGAGGUUACGGAGGCGGCUACGGUCUCACAGGCGGCUUUGGCGCGGGCAGCUAUGGCAUCGGUGGUGGUGGUGGUUUUGGAGAUAACUAUCCACAUCACGACUGUAACUACAGCACAGGUGUCACACCAAUCAAUGAAUUAAUCUCAGACCUCCUGUGCUCGAUUUGUCUGUGA
This is a messenger RNA of Schistocerca serialis cubense, 759 nucleotides long. RefSeq lists its product as uncharacterized. Lineage: Eukaryota; Metazoa; Arthropoda; Insecta; Orthoptera; Acrididae. The transcript is spliced from 4 exons. Bases 1 to 759 code for a protein of 252 amino acids. The record is from RefSeq and is a predicted model, not a curated record.